GACGUCAUGACGUAGAGCGAGUCCGGAAGCGUCUGGGCUUCGGUGUGAACUUUUGAAAACUGGACUGAAGAGCGGGCGAGGAAGAAAAUCAAAUAAAACUAAAUACAUUGAAAUAAAAAUCGUACACGAUGGUGUUAGACACGAUUUCCAAGAUCAUUAAAGUGCAGCUUCCGGCGUAUCUGAAGAAGUUACCGCUUCCGGAGUCUGUAGGAGGAUUCGCGAGACUCACAGUUUCAGAGUGGCUCCGCCUCCUCCCCCUGCUCGGGAUCCUGGCUCUGCUUGGUUACCUGACCAUCAGGCCUUUUCUGCCCAAGAAGAAGAAGCAGAGGGACUGUCUUAUCAACUUGAAGAUCCAGAAGGAGAACCCCAAAGUGGUGAACGAGAUCGACAUCGAAGACCUGCGGAGCACCAACGUCUGCUACUGUCGCUGCUGGAGAUCCAAAACGUUUCCUGUUUGUGACAAAUCGCACAUAAAGCACAACGAGCUGACUGGAGACAACGUCGGGCCGCUGAUCCUGAAGAAGAAAACUCUUUAAUCCUGGUUUCAUUUGAUUUUUUAUUAAAACGGGAGCUUUUAUUUUUUUUUUAUGUGCUAGAAAUGUUUGCCUUUCACUACAGUGAGGCUGCUGUAUAGUGUGUGUGUGUGUGUGUGUGUGUGUGUGUGUGUGUGUGUGUGUGUGUGUGUGUGUGUGUGUGUGUGUGUGUGUGUGUGUUUACAUAUGGCUGUAUUUUGUAUGUAGAAUGUGAAUACUAAAAAAAAAAAAAAGUAAAAAAAACUAAAUAAAUGUUUUGCCUUUGAUUUCAUCUUUUCAUUUAGUUUUCUUGUUAAAAUGCUGUAAAAGUGCAAUAUAACGGCAUUAGCGUUAACAUUAGCGUAUAAACCGUGUCGCUCGUCAUGAAGCAAUCAGCCGGCGUGACGUGAAGUCGUGGUGCAGAAGCCACUUUGAAAACUGUAAUAAAAAAUUUUAACUAAUAAA
Messenger RNA from Silurus meridionalis, 977 nucleotides. RefSeq names its product CDGSH iron sulfur domain 2 (gene cisd2). The coding region runs from base 129 to 536 and encodes 135 amino acids. Gene Ontology annotation, cellular component: intracellular membrane-bounded organelle; mitochondrial outer membrane. Gene Ontology annotation, biological process: autophagy of mitochondrion; regulation of autophagy. Gene Ontology annotation, molecular function: 2 iron, 2 sulfur cluster binding. The transcript has 3 exons. Lineage: Eukaryota; Metazoa; Chordata; Actinopteri; Siluriformes; Siluridae. The record is from RefSeq and is a predicted model, not a curated record.